CCUCCGCCGUCGUCGUCGCGGCGGCGGGGCCCCGCGGCCCGAGCCGCACAGACGGAGGCCCUUGUGCAUGAAGACAGAUUUGUUCUAUGGCCUCGGAGUUGGGUGCCGGUGACGAUGGCGGCUGCACUGAGCUGGCAAAGCCUCUCUAUCUUCAGUACCUGGAGAGGGCCCUGCGAUUGGACCAUUUUCUGCGACAAACUUCAGCCAUCUUCAAUAGGAAUAUUUCUAGUGAUGACAGUGAAGAUGGACUGGACGACUGUAAUCCCUUAUUGCCUGAGUCUGGGGAUCCCUUAAUACAAGUAAAAGAAGAGCCUCCCAAUUCACUGCUUGGUGAAACUUCAGAAGCAAGCAAUUCUGCAUUGUUAAACUCCUACUCACUGAAUGGAGUUCUGCAGUCAGAAUCAAAGUCUGAAAAGGGGAAUUUAUAUAACUUCUCUAAGUUGAAGAAAAGCAGAAAAUGGCUAAAGAGCAUUCUUUUAAGUGAUGAGUCCAGUGAGGCAGAUUCUCAGAGUGAAGAAGAUGAUGAUGAUGAAGAACUCAAUCUCAGCAGAGAAGAACUGCACAACAUGCUUCGAUUACACAAGUAUAAGAAACUUCACCAAAAUAGAUACAGUAAAGAUAAGGAGCUUGAAGGCUGUGUGUGGAACACAGAGGCCCAUCCCAGGAUCUGUCUGUUUCAGUUGCAGCAGUACCAGUACUACAGUGCAGGCCUGCUGUCCACCUACGACCCUUUCUAUGAACAACAACGGCAUUUGCUCGGCCCUAAGAAAAAGAAAUUCAAGGAAGACAAGAAACUUAAAGCUAAGAUGAAAAAAGUGAAGAAAAAAAGACGAAGAGAUGAAGAGCUCUCCUCCGAAGAAUCUCCACGUCGCCACCAUCACCAGACCAAAGUCUUUGCCAAGUUUUCUCAUGAUGCACCUCCCCCUGGCCCCAAGAAGAAACACUUAUCCAUUGAGCAGCUUAAUGCUCGUCGCAGGAAAGUAUGGCUCAGCAUUGUGAAAAAGGAAUUACCAAAGGCCAACAAGCAGAAAGCUUCAGCUCGAAACCUGUUUCUCACCAAUAGCCGAAAGCUUGCCCACCAGUGUAUGAAGGAGGUGCGUCGAGCUGCCUUACAAGUACAGAAAAACUGUAAGGAGACUUUGCCUCGUGCUCGCCGCCUCACUAAGGAGAUGCUUCUGUACUGGAAAAAAUACGAGAAGGUAGAGAAGGAACACCGCAAGCGCGCAGAGAAGGAGGCUUUGGAGCAGCGAAAGUUGGAUGAGGAGAUGCGGGAGGCCAAGAGGCAACAGCGAAAACUCAACUUCUUAAUCACCCAGACAGAGUUGUAUGCCCAUUUCAUGAGCCGCAAACGUGACAUGGGUCACGAUGGAAUCCAGGAAGAAAUAUUAAGAAAACUGGAAGACAGUUCUACCCAGAGACAAAUUGACAUUGGUGGAGGAGUGGUAGUUAACAUCACACAAGAAGAUUAUGAUAGUAACCAUUUUAAAGCCCAGGCCUUGAAGAAUGCUGAAAAUGCUUAUCAUAUUCACCAAGCUCGAACAAGGUCUUUUGAUGAAGAUGCUAAAGAAAGUCGAGCAGCUGCCCUUCGAGCUGCAAACAAGUCUGGCACUGGGUUUGGGGAGAGUUACAGCCUGGCAAAUCCAUCUAUCCGGGCUGGUGAAGACAUUCCACAGCCCACCAUUUUCAAUGGGAAAUUGAAAGGUUACCAGCUGAAAGGCAUGAAUUGGUUGGCCAAUCUCUAUGAGCAGGGUAUUAAUGGCAUUCUUGCUGAUGAAAUGGGCCUUGGCAAAACUGUACAGAGCAUUGCCCUCCUGGCCCAUCUGGCUGAGAGAGAAAACAUUUGGGGACCUUUCUUAAUAAUUUCACCUGCUUCCACACUUAACAAUUGGCACCAGGAGUUUACAAGAUUUGUUCCAAAAUUUAAGGUGCUACCAUAUUGGGGAAAUCCUCAUGAUAGAAAAGUCAUCAGAAAGUUUUGGAGUCAGAAAACUCUGUACACUCAGGAUGCUCCCUUCCAUGUGGUUAUCACCAGCUACCAGCUGGUGGUACAAGAUGUAAAAUAUUUCCAGCGAGUCAAAUGGCAGUACAUGGUAUUAGAUGAGGCUCAAGCACUGAAGAGUAGUUCCAGUGUUCGUUGGAAGAUUCUCUUACAGUUCCAGUGUCGGAAUCGGCUUUUGCUAACUGGAACGCCUAUUCAGAAUACCAUGGCAGAGCUUUGGGCACUGCUACAUUUCAUUAUGCCAACAUUAUUUGAUUCACAUGAAGAAUUUAAUGAAUGGUUUUCCAAGGACAUUGAAAGCCAUGCUGAAAACAAAUCCACCAUUGAUGAGAAUCAACUGUCUCGCUUACACAUGAUCUUGAAACCAUUUAUGCUGAGGCGAAUCAAGAAAGAUGUAGAAAAUGAAUUGUCUGACAAGAUUGAGAUUCUAAUGUACUGCCAACUGACCAGCCGACAAAAGCUGUUAUAUCAAGCGCUAAAGAACAAAAUUUCCAUUGAGGACUUACUGCAGUCUUCUAUGGGCUCUACCCAACAAGCACAAAACACCACCAGCAGCCUCAUGAAUCUAGUCAUGCAAUUUAGGAAGGUUUGUAAUCACCCAGAAUUAUUUGAACGGCAAGAAACUUGGUCACCAUUUCAUAUUUCCCUAAAGCCAUAUGAAAUUUCAAAGUUUAUCUACCGUCAUGGACAGAUCAGGGUCUUCAACCAUUCACGAGACAGGUGGUUAAGGGUUCUUCUUUCUCCAUUUGCACCAGAUUAUAUCCAGCAGUCUCUCUUCCACAGAAAAGGUAUUAAUGAAGAAAGCUGUUUUUCUUUCCUUCGCUUUAUUGAUGUAUCUCCAGCAGAAAUGGCAAACCUCAUGCUUCAGGGACUUUUGGCCAGAUGGUUAGCUCUUUUCCUGUCUCUGAAAGCCUCAUACAGGCUCCAUCAGCUGCGCUCUUGGGGAUAUCCAGAAGGGGAAAGCCAGCAGAGAUACCUGAGAAACAAGGAUUUUCUUCUUGCUGUUGAUUUUCCACUUUCCUUUCCCAACCUUUGCAGCUGCCCUUUGUUAAAGUCUCUUGUUUUCAGCAGCCACUGUAAAGCUGUGAGUGGCCACUCAGACCAGGUCGUCCAUCAGCGGAGAUCAGCUACCUCCUCACUUCGUUGCUGCCUGCUCACUGAGCUGCCAUCCUUUUUGUGUGUGGCCAGUCCACGAGUCACCGCAGUGCCAUUGGAUUCUUACUGCAAUGAUCGAAGUGCAGAAUAUGAGAGAAGAGUUCUGAAAGAAGGAGGGAGUCUGGCAGCCAAACAGUGUUUGUUGAAUGGAGCUCCUGAACUGGCUACAGAUUGGCUGAAUCGAAGAUCCCAGUUCUUUCCAGAGCCAACUGGAGGACUGUGGAGCAUUAGGCCCCAGAAUGGCUGGUCUUUCAUCAGAAUUCCAGGCAAGGAGAGCCUCAUCACUGACAGUGGAAAGCUGUAUGCCCUUGAUGUUCUGCUCACUCGGCUCAAGUCUCAAGGACAUAGGGUUCUUAUCUACUCUCAGAUGACCAGGAUGAUAGACCUGCUGGAGGAAUAUAUGGUUUACAGGAAGCACACCUACAUGAGACUUGAUGGUUCAUCCAAGAUCUCAGAGAGGCGGGACAUGGUUGCUGAUUUUCAGACCAGGAAUGACAUCUUUGUGUUCCUGCUAAGUACACGAGCUGGAGGACUGGGAAUUAAUCUCACAGCUGCAGAUACAGUCAUUUUCUAUGACAGCGACUGGAACCCCACUGUGGACCAGCAGGCCAUGGAUAGAGCCCACCGCUUGGGGCAGACAAAGCAGGUCACUGUGUACCGACUUAUCUGUAAAGGCACUAUCGAGGAGCGCAUUCUACAGAGAGCCAAGGAGAAGAGUGAGAUUCAGCGGAUGGUGAUUUCUGGAGGGAACUUCAAACCAGAUACCUUGAAACCCAAAGAAGUGGUUAGCCUUCUUCUAGAUGAUGAAGAAUUGGAGAAGAAACUGAGACUACGGCAGGAAGAGAAACGGCAGCAGGAGGAAACUAACCGAGUUAAAGAACGCAAACGCAAACGGGAGAAGUAUGCAGAGAAGAAAAAAAAGGAAGAUGAAUUGGAUGGGAAAAGGAGAAAAGAGGGUAUGAACCUGGUAAUCCCAUUUGUUCCUUCUGCUGAUAACUCCAACCUCUCUGCUGAUGGAGAUGACUCCUUCAUAAGCGUGGAUUCCGCCAUGCCCAGCCCUUUCAGCGAGAUCUCAAUCAGCAGUGAGCUACACACUGGCUCCAUUCCUCCAGAUGAGAGCAGCAGUGACAUGCUUGUCAUCGUGGAUGACCCAGCCUCCUCAGCCCCUCAGUCUCGAGCCACCAAUUCUCCUGCUUCCAUAACAGGCUCAGUCUCAGACACUGUGAAUGGAAUUUCCAUUCAGGAAAUGCCAGCUGCAGGACGUGGUCACUCAGCUCGAAGCCGAGGCCGCCCCAAAGGUUCAGGAAGCACAGCCAAAGGAGCCGGGAAAGGCCGAAGCCGGAAGUCCACAGCCGGCAGUGCCGCUGCAAUGGCAGGAGCCAAAGCAGGAGCUGCUGCAGCCUCCGCAGCUGCCUAUGCUGCAUACGGGUACAACGUGUCUAAAGGAAUCUCCGCCAGCAGUCCUCUGCAGACAUCCCUUGUCCGGCCCGCUGGCCUUGCUGACUUUGGACCUUCAAGCGCCUCUUCUCCCUUGAGUUCCCCUUUAAGCAAAGGAAAUAAUGUUCCUGGGACUCCCAAGAGCCUCCACAUGACCAGCAGCCUAGUUUCAGACUCCCUAAUCAGGAAACAGGGCAAAGGCACCAACCCCUCUGGAGGUCGGUAACCAACCCUCCAGCUUCCUUCAGCCAAACCAGGGCCUAGAAUCCUGGUCUGCAAAUGGUCUUUGGAUGGCUUGCCCAGCGCAGCAUCUUAAUCCCAGUUGGAGAGUGGAGAGAACCUGUUGCACCAAGGGGAAGAAAGGCAGGUGGUUGGUCAGAGAGCACUUUUAUCACCUGUUUCCAAAGGAGUGGUUUGGGGUUCAGCCCCACAGAAUCCCAGACGAACUCUGCCACCAAGUCUUCAACUUCUUACUGGAGAGGGGCCUGACAUAGACCCCUUUCAGAUGCUCAGGCAAGCUGUCUCCAUCCCUGUCCCACUCUUCAGCUCUGACCAUGUCCUUUCUAAAGGCUCCACAGGCACUGUGAAGAGCCUUCCAUAGUGGAGACUUCUCUUAAGGUUGUGAUUUCCUAUAGGGCUAAGAGAGGAGGAAAUUGUGGACCUGUAAUCCACAGUUUUUGGAGAGGCCCCUCCCCCAGGUCUCCAAACUCCAUUUGCCACAGUGUCAUCACUGAAGAGACAAAUGAAUGCCAGAGACGGUGGUGGCUUAUAAUAAAGAGGACAGAAAGCUGGAGGAAGCAUGCCCACACGCAGUUGUUUUCUCAGCAUUCCUCCACUGUCCGACAUGGUUCAUACAAGGGAACCUUUAGGUUCCACCAGCAACAGUAGUAGCACCUCCCACCCAAAGGACUCCCAAAAGCCAGUAAAGAGACCAGGAGCCACCUCAAUCAGCAGAACAUCCUCACUGCCCCUCUUGCAAACGCCCCUUUGCCCAUCCUGAAUGCACAGUCUCCCCUCCCCACCCCACCCCCACCUUUGCCCUUCAGCCCCCGCUUGGCUGUAUGCACUGUCUGUAUUGCACUGAGAAAGGAAGGGAGAGCAGGAGUGAGGUGGAGAGGGUGGAGAGAGCAAGCUCUGCACCAACCCUCCCAGCCCCACCCACCUGAACUUGCUGCCCUCUGAAAGGGGCAGGGGGCAGCAAUUGAUGGGAGGGGUUUCCACCUGAUGUCCCUGGUGGAACAGGUGCUUCUGGGCGGGCCAGCCUCUAAUUUGCACACCCGAAAAUCGCGGAAUUGAGUUUAGAUAGAUUGAUUUUUUUUAACUUUUUGUGGAGUGUGUGUGGGGGAAUCAUUUAAUUUAAAUCAUUAAGAUUCCCCUGCCCAACCCCAGAUUCCUAUGUACAGAUGCUGUUUAGAGGGAAUCAGAAAAAUGCCAAGCCUUUUUUCUCUUUGAAUGUGCUGUCUAUUUUUAUAACUGAACUUGUACAUAUGUAUAAAGAGAGACACAUCUUUCUUUUACUAACUGGAUAAAGAAAAUCUUAAAUAAAAUGGAGUGAGAUAAUUUUAUGUAAA
This is a messenger RNA of Jaculus jaculus (lesser Egyptian jerboa), 6162 nucleotides long. RefSeq names its product INO80 complex ATPase subunit (gene Ino80). The record is from RefSeq and is a predicted model, not a curated record. Lineage: Eukaryota; Metazoa; Chordata; Mammalia; Rodentia; Dipodidae. Gene Ontology annotation, molecular function: ATP hydrolysis activity; DNA binding; ATP binding. The coding region runs from base 87 to 4817 and encodes 1576 amino acids. Gene Ontology annotation, cellular component: Ino80 complex; nucleus. Gene Ontology annotation, biological process: DNA repair; DNA-templated transcription; chromatin remodeling. The transcript is spliced from 36 exons.